Dryobates pubescens (Downy woodpecker) is the source of this 3548-nucleotide messenger RNA. RefSeq names its product adenosine deaminase RNA specific B2 (inactive) (gene ADARB2). The transcript has 10 exons. Gene Ontology annotation, molecular function: tRNA-specific adenosine deaminase activity; double-stranded RNA binding; double-stranded RNA adenosine deaminase activity. Gene Ontology annotation, biological process: adenosine to inosine editing; RNA processing. The coding region runs from base 247 to 2484 and encodes 745 amino acids. Gene Ontology annotation, cellular component: nucleolus; cytoplasm. NCBI's taxonomy places the organism in Eukaryota, Metazoa, Chordata, Aves, Piciformes, Picidae. The record is from RefSeq and is a predicted model, not a curated record.
CGGUGCCCAUCAACUCGCAGAGGUGCAAAAAGUGGGCGCACGGCCGGCAGAGCCGCUCUUCCUCCCGCCCCGGGCAUCGCCCCGACCGGGCCCGGCACGUCGGGGCGGAGGCGCGACCCCUUGCCGCGGGGCUGGGCAGCGCCGAGCUGCCGGCCCUACCCACCGCUAUAAAACCGCCUCCAGAAAGAGGAGAAACUCCGCGGUAGGAAACAUCUCGGCGCGGUGCUGUUUGGCUGAAGUACAGGCAUGACAUCCGUCCUGGGCAGCAGCAGGGCUUCGGGAGCGCCGAGCGGGCAGCUGAAAUGCAAGUCCAAGAGGAGGAGGAGGAGAAGAUCAAAGAGGAAAGAAAAAGUAAGCAUACUGUCAACCUUCAUAGCCCCCUUCAAGUAUCUGAGUCCUGGCACAGCCACCAUGGAGGAUGAAGACAAUUUAAGUACCAGCAGUGCAGAAGUAAAGGAAAAUCGCAACAUUGGCAACCUGGAGGAUCAUCCAAUAUCCCCUAAUGAGAGGGCAAGAGUGGUGACACCUAGCAGUAAGAGGAAAAGGCCCUUGGAGGACGGCAAUAACGGCCAUUUCUGCAAGCUCCAGCUCAUCUGGAAGAAGGUCUCCUGGUCAGUGACGCCAAAGAACGCUCUGGUUCAGCUGCACGAGCUCAAGCCAGGUUUGCAAUACAAAAUGGUUUCCCAGACAGGCCCAGUGCACGCUCCAGUCUUCGCCGUGGCUGUGGAAGUGAACGGACUCACCUUCGAAGGCACGGGGCCCACCAAGAAGAAAGCCAAAAUGCGCGCAGCGGAGCUGGCCCUGAAGUCAUUCGUUCAGUUCCCCAACGCCUGCCAAGCUCACUUCGCCAUGGGUAACCGCAUCAACCCAUCCACGGACUUCACUUCCGACCAGGCAGACUUCCCAGACACUCUGUUCAAGGAGUUCGAGCCCUCCGCGCACAGCGAGGACUUCUCCGUCUACCACCCCGUGGAGGACGAGCUGCUCUCCACCGCCUACCGGCACGGCCGCCUGCUCUGCCACACGCUGGACCUGAUGGGCCACGGCAAGCAGGGCAAGCACCGGGCGGCCUCCAAGGCGGAGGGCGAGCAGAACCCAGUGGUGCUGCUGAACGAGCUGCGCUCGGGGCUGCGCUACGUCUGCCUCUCAGAGACGGUGGAGAAGCAGCACAUCAAGAGCUUCGUGAUGGCCGUGCGCGUGGACGGCAGAACGUUCGAGGGCUCGGGACGCAGCAAGAAGCUGGCCAAGGGGCAAGCGGCGCAGGCAGCCCUGCAGGCCCUCUUUAACAUUCGCCUGCCCAGCCACAUUCCCAGCAGGAGUAAAUGUCACCACUUGCCACAGGAUUUUGCUGAUUGCAUAUACCAAAUGGUUGCACAGAAGUUCCAGGAGCUGACAGACAAUUUCACUUCCAUGCAUGCACGCCACAAAACUCUUGCAGGCAUUGUGAUGACCAAAGGUCUGGACAUCAGGCAAGCUCAGGUUAUUGUGCUGUCCUCGGGCACCAAAUGUAUAAAUGGGGAGUACAUCAAUGACAAAGGGCUUGCGGUCAACGACUGCCACGCAGAAAUCCUGGCCAGAAGGGCAUUUGUUCACUUCCUCUACUCACAGCUGGAGCUGCACUUAAGCAAGCGGCGAGAAGACUGGGAGCGCUCCAUCUUCGUGCGGUUGAAAGAGGGAGGCUACCGGCUGCGGGAGAACAUCCUCUUCCACCUCUACGUCAGCACCUCGCCCUGCGGAGACGCGCGCCUCCACUCCCCCUACGAGAUCACAGCUGACUUGAACAGCAGCAAGCACAUAGUGAGAAAAUACCGUGGGCACCUGCGCACCAAGAUCGAGUCUGGAGAAGGAACCAUCCCCGUGCGGUGUCACAACGCGGCUCAGACGUGGGACGGCGUCCUGCUGGGAGAGCAGCUCAUCACCAUGUCCUGCACAGACAAAAUUGCCAGAUGGAACAUCCUUGGGCUCCAAGGUGCUCUGCUCAGCUCCUUCAUUGAACCCAUGUACUUACACAGCAUCGUUGUGGGAAGCCUCUAUCACACUGGUCACCUUUCCCGGGUAAUGAGCCAUAGAAUAGAAGACAUUGGUCAGCUGCCAGCUUCAUACCGGCGCAAUCAGCUGCUUCUCAGUGGGGUGAGCCAUGCUGAUGCUCGGCAGCCCGGGAAGUCUCCCGGCUUCAGCGUGAACUGGAUCGUGGGCAGCACCGACCUGGAGGUCAUCAAUGCCACGACAGGGAAGAGGACCUGUGGCAGUCCCUCACGGCUCUGCAAGCAGAUGUUCUUCACUCGCUGGGCAAAGCUGCAUGGCAAGCUGAGCACACGAAUACCAAGCCAUGGAGAUGUGCCACCAGUGUACAGCGAGGCAAAGCUGGUGGCUCAGACAUACCAGUCUGUCAAGCAGCAGCUGUUUAAAGCAUUUCAGAAAGCUGGGCUGGGCACCUGGGUGAAGAAACCCCCGGAGCAAGAUCAGUUCCUACUAACUGUAUAAAUCACUUGACACCUUUGCUACGUGACUGGUUUCAAUCAGCUGGAGAGAGGAGGCUAGGCAGGACAUGUGAGCUGAGAGAACUGAAGCAGUCUGAGAUUUAACAGCAACCUCCAUGGGAUAUUUGCUUUUGAUUCUGUACUGGAAAUCCGUCCCUAGGCCUGCAUCUGAUGCACUGAGCUCCACUGCAGAAAACUGCUCCGUCACGGUCCCUUCCCCAGAAUGUUCCUGCCACCCCCACAAAGGUUCUGCUUUUCAUUGGUUAUUGCUGGUGGUUGUUCCUGAUUGGGAGGCAUUAGCAGGCCACCUGUCUGAUCCAAAACAGUUUUGUUUUCCCUCACAGAGUCAUCACUGAGUAAUGGAAAAUAAUGAGCAGCGAUGAAGCACCGCAGGUACGCAGCGUGACAGCAGGCCUCAGAGCAUCCGUAACCAUCCACAGCAAGGUGUCUAACCUCUAUGCAAAAAACAUCCUGUUAGCUGCCUAAACCUGUGAGAAAGAAUUUGGACCUCAAAGGGAUGCAGCAUUCCUAAGCUCCAUUUCCCACUGCUGUCUCUGAGCACCAAGCUGGGUGUCAGGAGUCCCUUACUUUUUACAGCUGUUCCCUCUGAUGCCUCGAACAAACCAAUUCGCACCAAAUCCUCCAAUCUGGCCACAAGUUUUGCAUGCUGCAGUUUUAAUUGCCCAGACUCAGUUCAUCACAGAUGCCCUUUAGACACCAGCCUGGCUGCAGAUGCUCUUCAAGAGAGCGACUCACCCCUGCACUGCCCGCGGAGGUCACAGCUCUGCAGGGACUGCCAGUGAAGAACCUUGAGACAAUGCUCCUGGCUCUGGAGCUUCAGGUAGCCAGUACCAGAACAAGAGGACACAGUCUCAGGCUGCACCAGGGGAGGUUUAGCUUGGAUGUGAGGAAGAAGUUCUACACAGAGAGAGUGAUUGCCCAUUGGAAUGGGCUGCCCAGGGAGGUGGUGGAGUCACUGUCAUUGGAGGUGUUCAGGAGGAGACUUGAUGGGGUGCUUGGUGCCAUGGGUUAGUUGUUUAGGUGGGUUGGAUUGGUUGAUGGGUUGGA